This is a messenger RNA of Calypte anna (Anna's hummingbird), 1743 nucleotides long. It is a transcript of the gene UBE2H, whose product is annotated as ubiquitin conjugating enzyme E2 H. The transcript has 7 exons. Bases 248 to 799 code for a protein of 183 amino acids. Gene Ontology annotation, biological process: ubiquitin-dependent protein catabolic process; protein polyubiquitination. Gene Ontology annotation, molecular function: ubiquitin conjugating enzyme activity. The record is from RefSeq and is a predicted model, not a curated record. Gene Ontology annotation, cellular component: nucleus. NCBI's taxonomy places the organism in Eukaryota, Metazoa, Chordata, Aves, Apodiformes, Trochilidae.
GGGCCCGGGGCGGCGGCGGCGGCGACAGCACCGGAGGAGGAGGAGGAGGAGGGCGGCGAUAGCGGCGAUAGCGGCGACAGAGUCGGCGACAGCGGCGAUAACGACGGCGUCGUCAGCGGGGGGGGGUCCCAGCGGCUAAGGAGCCCGGCACCCCCCCGCUCCCUUCGGUACCGGGUUUCCCCGGUCGAACGGCGGCGGCGGCGGCGCUGACAGCCCGCCCGGAGCACCGGGGGCGGCCGAGGCCACCAUGUCCUCCCCCAGCCCGGGCAAGAGGCGGAUGGACACCGACGUGGUCAAGCUUAUUGAGAGCAAACACGAAGUCACAAUCUUAGGAGGACUUAAUGAAUUUGUUGUGAAGUUUUAUGGACCACAAGGAACCCCAUAUGAAGGUGGAGUAUGGAAAGUUAGAGUCGACCUUCCUGAUAAAUACCCUUUCAAAUCCCCAUCUAUAGGAUUCAUGAACAAAAUUUUCCAUCCCAACAUUGAUGAAGCGUCGGGAACUGUAUGUCUAGAUGUAAUCAAUCAAACCUGGACAGCUCUCUAUGAUCUCACCAAUAUAUUUGAAUCGUUCCUGCCCCAGCUGCUGGCCUAUCCCAACCCCAUAGAUCCCCUAAAUGGUGACGCUGCAGCCAUGUACCUCCACCGACCAGAAGAGUACAAACAGAAAAUUAAAGAAUACAUUCAGAAAUAUGCAACAGAAGAAGCACUAAAAGAGCAGGAAGAAGGCACCGGGGACAGCUCAUCUGAGAGCUCCAUGUCUGACUUCUCGGAAGACGAGGCUCAGGAUAUGGAGUUGUAGUAAAAAAGGCAAACCUGCUUUUCAGAGAGAGACUCUUUAAUUUCCUAACCAUGAGAAGCAGACUAUAAUAUUCAUAUUUAAACAAAGCAAUUUUUUUUAUUACUAAACAAGGUUUUUAUGAAUAAUAGCAUUGAUAUAUAUAUAUAUAUAUCACCCUUUAGAUCUUGAUUUUUUUUUUUUUUUUGGUUGUUUUGGGUUUUUUUUUGUUUUGUUUUUUUUCUCUUGGUCAUUUCUUGAACCCGAGGUGCAUAGCAUAUUCCCACAUUCCAUUUUGGUAGCAAUAUGCAGCCCGAAUGCAUGCAUUCAGAUUCCAUUUGGCCAAGUCAACUUGUGUGCUACUGAACUGUCAGCUCCAACAGCUGCCCUGGUAGGUAGGGAGUUAGCAACAGAAAAAAAAAAAAAAUUAAAAAAAAAAAGAAAAAAAAAAGAGGAAUAAUUUAAAAAAAAAAAAAAAAAAAAAAAGACUUUUGCUUUUCUUAUUGAUGUUUCCAAAGACACCACCUUGGAUGCUGAUGUGUGUGGAGCAGAAAAAGCUGGGGGAUGAUGAGACUUAACCCUGUAGAUCAGAGAGUGGAAUAAAAGGUGCUCCUUCAGGUCAAGCUUGCUGAGAGUAUUUUCCGUGGAGUCACAUUUAAAAAAAAAACAACAUGAAAAAAAAAAAAAAAAGAAUAAUAAAAAAAAAACAACAACAAUACAAAUGCAUGGAGCUCUUCAGAGCAUUGAAGCUUAAAAAAAAAAAAAAAAAUGAAAUUUUGACAUGGAAUUUGAAGUCUCUUUUUAUACCUGGACUCCUGCCUGCCCUUCUGAACUGGAGGCACUGACGACCACUGGGCUCUUGGCUUUAUUUUUAUUUUUUUUUGGGGGGGAGGGAGACUUUUGGAAAGCCUUCACCUGGAUCUUCUUCACUUUCUUGGGCUGGAUUAUGAGCUGUUCCCUUUUUGGGA